AUGGAUAACCAGGAUAUUGAAAUCAAUGAAGCAUUUGAUUUAAUGGACACAAAUGGGCAAAUGGCAAUUAGUACAAGAGAUUUUAAAUUUGCAAUAAAGGCAUUGGGAUUGGAACUUCCUCGAAAUCAAUACAUACAGUUACUGUCUAAAAUUGAAAAAGACCAAAAAGGUUACAUAAAAAAGAAAGUAUUCAUAGAAGAAAUGCGUAAAAUAUUACCGAAAAGAGAUGUUAAGAUUGAUUUGAUUAAAGCUUUUCAAUUAAUUGAUGAGGAUGAUACAGGCAAAAUAGAUUUUAACAAUCUAAAGAAUGUUGCCGAUAUACUAGGGGAAAAAGUAUCCGAUGAGGAAAUCAUCAAUAUGUUAAACGCUGCAGAUGAAGAUGGAGAUGGGCAAGUGAACUUUACAGAGUUUAUGAGGAUUAUAGAUAAAGCUAGAAAAGUGUUAUAAUUAAAUAGAUUUAUUAUUUGUGUAGGUACUAUAUUAAAAUAAUAAUUAUGGUCAUAUUUUUUCUAAAAUAAACAAUGUUACAUGAAUAAAAUAUAAUAAAAAUACUAAAAAUAAG
Molecule: messenger RNA, 562 nt
Organism: Rhopalosiphum maidis (corn leaf aphid)
Lineage: Eukaryota; Metazoa; Arthropoda; Insecta; Hemiptera; Aphididae
Product: caltractin-like
Exons: 2
Coding region: 1-447 (148 amino acids)
Biological process (GO): mitotic cell cycle; centriole replication
Cellular component (GO): centriole; centrosome
Molecular function (GO): calcium ion binding
Source: RefSeq, a predicted model, not a curated record